UGGCAAAGAAGGAUAUAAGUACGGGGCCCUGUUUCCCCAAAAUCUGGGGGAAAGCAAGAGCCCCAUCACUCUCUGUGUACAAACUAAAACCAUAUCACAGCAUACGUCCAUAAGCCAUCAUGUCAAAUCUCGAGAAGAAGAACGACUCGGAUAGCCCCGAUGUCGAGGCUUUGGAGAGGCCAGAUGUAUCCGAAAGGGUGGACAAGAUGACGGAACGAAAGCUCUUAAGCAAGCUGGACAAACGUAUCGUCCCCGUCAUCAUGUGGAUGUAUCUCAUGAACUUUAUGGAUCGAGUGGCUAUUGGCAAUGCCCGUCUGUAUGGAUUGGAAGCCGACUUGGGUCUUGACGGCGAACAGUUCCAGAUUGCCGUCAGCGUGCUUUUCAUCACCUACUGCAUGUUUGAGGUUCCCUCCAACCUGAUCAUCAAAAGGAUGCAACCUGCUCGUUACUUGGGAGGUCUAGCAAUUGGAUGGGGUCUCGUGGCCACAUUCUCUGCCUUUGUUCAGAACUUUGCUGGCCUCGUCGCCUGCCGUCUCCUACUUGGGUUUUUCGAAGCGGGCAUGUUUCCCGGUAUCAUCCUUUACCUAUCUAUGUUUUACAACCGAAACAGCAUCGCUCUUCGAAGUGCCUACUUCUUCUCCGUCGCCGCUAUUUCAGGGGCUGUGGGCGGCUUCGUCUCCUACGCCAUUGGCUUCCUCGACGGACGACAUGGCUGGCUUGCCUGGAGAUGGGUGCUCUUGAUCAAUGGUAUCCCAUCGAUCGUCACCGGUCUAGUCAUCCCUUUCGUCCUGCCCAAUUCCGUCGAGACGUCUAAGUUCUUGAGCGACGAAGAAAAACGCCAAUUAUAUGUUCUUCGACACACCGAGGUCGGUCAGACGGUCUCGGGCCAGCAACUACACAAGGCAGAUAUCAUGAAAGCCGUCAAGGACUGGACCACUUACGGCUAUGCCUUCUGCGGGUUUUGCCAGAACAUCAUGCUGUACUCAUUCUCGACUUUCCUUCCGACAAUCAUCCUCGACAUUGGCUCGUGGACUAGACCAGAAGUCCAAGCCCUGACUAUUCCAAUCUACAGUCUUGGAGCCAUUGCGUUCUUGAUCAUGGCUCGGAUUGGCGACAUUACAGGCAAGCGCGCCAUCAUCAUCAUUCCCUUCAACUUUAUAGCCAUUAUCGGAUACAUUUUGCUUCUAUCCAACGCUGGUACCGGCGCCAGCUUUACCGGGUGUUUCUUCAUUGGCAUUGGCGUUUACACAGCCGGUGGCAUGGCUCUCACGUGGCUGACGUCCAAUUGUCCUCGUUAUGGAAAGCGAGCCUUCUCUAGUGGGUUCCAGUUGACCAUGGCCAAUGCUGCCGGUGUUCCUGCACCGUUCAUCUUUGCCAAUUCAACCGCUCCAAGGUUCAUCCAAGGAUAUUCCACCACCAUUGCUGCUUUGUGUUGCUCUAAUCUUAUGUUUUUGACACUGGCACUCUACUGGAGACGCCGCAAUAAGCGCAGAGAUGCCGGUCUAGAGGACUACAAGAUGGAAGGCAAGACAGAAGAAGAGAUCAUGGAAAUGGGAGAUGAAAGUCCACGCUUCCGAUACAUGUACUAGUUGAGCAGAUCAUCAUUCCUGAAUCUCAACGAUCUGGGAUCAGAGGACAAUCGAAUUGUGGAUCGACUGGAUAUAUGGC
Molecule: messenger RNA, 1668 nt
Organism: Exophiala mesophila
Lineage: Eukaryota; Fungi; Ascomycota; Eurotiomycetes; Chaetothyriales; Herpotrichiellaceae
Exons: 2
Coding region: 120-1589 (489 amino acids)
Biological process (GO): transmembrane transport
Cellular component (GO): membrane
Molecular function (GO): transmembrane transporter activity
Source: RefSeq, a predicted model, not a curated record